This is a messenger RNA of Pseudoliparis swirei, 6638 nucleotides long. It is a transcript of the gene hivep3a, whose product is annotated as HIVEP zinc finger 3a. The record is from RefSeq and is a predicted model, not a curated record. Gene Ontology annotation, molecular function: RNA polymerase II cis-regulatory region sequence-specific DNA binding; DNA-binding transcription factor activity, RNA polymerase II-specific. Gene Ontology annotation, cellular component: nucleus. Gene Ontology annotation, biological process: regulation of transcription by RNA polymerase II. NCBI's taxonomy places the organism in Eukaryota, Metazoa, Chordata, Actinopteri, Perciformes, Liparidae. The coding region runs from base 558 to 5852 and encodes 1764 amino acids. The transcript is spliced from 8 exons.
UGCAGCAUCAACUUUCCGUCCAGCUGCCAGCAUCAUACGGACCAUGUCGUAUUUACCUCCAUUAUCCGGACUGGAAGAUUCACGUUGUUUGAAGCUGCGUCUGAGGACUUCCUGUGUCGUUCGAGACGAACGUCGGCUGACUUGACGCAGCUCGCGAAGCCCGUGGUCGCACCGCAGAGAAGUGAAGUUGAGCAUCCUGCAGAUCUUCAUGUUGAGAAGAGGGAAGAGUCAAACAUUCAACUGAGCAUCAGACUGUGCGGCAGCAAGACUGGCCGAGUGCGUCACGAUGGGUCACUUUAAGUUCGCAUGGCAGAGGACUUCCUCCACAGCACAUUCUUUGAUGCCGCCGUUCUACAUUUGAUGGCAUCAUUCUGCUGUCGAGCCGCACAGUCAACGCAAAACAAGUGGAAACUAUGAAGUAAACUAAAGUGGAUAUAAUUUGAUAGAAUUCAGGCAUCUUCAACCCAUUCUCCAGUUCAUGAUUUGGAUUGAAGUCUGUAGCCUGACCCAGGCAGACAGGCAUCCCACGUGUCUACCUGAGGUUGACCUUCCAUUUUAUGGAGGCCUUGCAUAGUCGCCUGACGACUGGGGAGCAGUCCGGAGGUCAAGAGCACUGUCAACCAGAGUCUCCUCCCCGAGGACCACAGCCCAAGUCUCCCUCCCAGCCCCGGCAGCAGAAGCAAAGCGGCUCCCCAAAGCCCCAUGGCACGCUGCAGAAGCCCAAAGACUCCAGAAGACAGCAUCCUGAACGUAAACGCCUCAGGCACCAGCGACCGAGCAUCGACUCGGAUGCGGCGGUUGAACACAAUCAUGAGGCAACAAAAGCCACCACAGUUCCUACGUCGUCGCCAGGCUCACCUACCUCAGCAGGUGGCCCCACCCGGUCCGAACCAGAAACCCAGGAAGGCGCCACGAAACAGAAACGUGAGCGCAAGUCUCAGAGACCGGGCAAAUACGUCUGCACUUACUGCGGCCGUGCGUGUGCAAAGCCGAGUGUCCUCCAGAAACAUAUUCGCUCCCACACAGGUGAAAGACCAUAUCCCUGCGCCCCAUGCGGCUUCUCGUUUAAGACCAAGAGUAACUUGUACAAGCACCGCAAAUCGCACACCCACAGGGUGAAGGCCGGUCUGGCACUCGGGGAGCCGAGAACUGUCGAAGAGCAAGUCACUGAGUCAGAAGACGAAACCAGACGGCUUGUGUCAUCCUCUUCCCUCGCAGACAGGCAAAGCAGUGUGGCCUCAAUCAAGAGUCCAGACACAGACGGGGUCAAAGAUUGCACCGGAGGAAUCAAUGACUCGAAUGCAGUGAAAAAGAGACUGGCCUUGCGGCUCAGUCGAGGAAAACAUGGUUCUCGAGACUUAUCUGACGAAAAGUCUUCAUCUCUAAUUCUAGGGAGUAAAGGCAGUACAGAAUCCGGCUAUUUCUCUCGCUCUGAAAGUACGGAGCAGUCACAGGACAGCCCGCCGAACACAAGUGCCAAAAGCUAUGCAGAGAUCAUCCUCGGCAAAUAUGGGCGUCUCGGACACCUGCAGAGGAUGUCCCGGCAACAUAACCAGCAGCCCUCUGGUCAGGAGGACAAAAGCAUCGCAUUCACAGUCCCUAAGAAGCAGGUUAUUGAUCACAUCACCAAACUCAUCACUAUCAACGAGGCAGUGGUUGACACCAGUAAAAUUGACAGCGUGAAGCCGAGGAGAUUCUCACUCUCCAGGAAGAAUAGUUCCGAGUCACAAAAGAGUUCAUCUGUGAAAGACGCAGUAAUACACAGCCCUAUAGCUGGAGAUCUGGGCUAUAAAAGCAGUGGCUCCAUCACCAUGGGAGUUCCAUGUGAGAAAUUUCAUCAUUCAUCCCAAAAUACCGAGCGGCCAGCUGGCCAGACAUCCACCGCCCCUUUGGUGAGAAGUCACUCGAUGCCAUCGGCAGCAAGUUCGUUUGGCGCCUCCGGCGGUGGCCUCAGCAAGUUCCGCUUAACUCAGUCCUUCGAUGAACGACAGCCCUCUGAAACGCAGGCGUCCCGCCGUUACCGGAUGCUAAAGCGGCAGCCGGCUAUUGAAAUCCCGCUCGGUGCCGAACUUCCAAAAGAAGACCAAGAGGGUUCCCGUUCACUUUACACAGACGUCGUCACCGCCGUGCCUGACCGCACGCAAAGCCAACCGCAGCCGUACGAGUGCGAGGCCUGUGGCACUGGAUGCAACGACUGGGAGGGUUAUAAGAAACACAAGAAAAGCCUGUGCUCAGUACGUCAUCCGAAAAACGAGGUGGUGAUUAGUCAAACGGGGUGCUCGCAGCUGAUUGACCAUGCGGUCAGAGCAGGGUCUUCAGCAAUGCGCAAGAGACGGAAAGAAGAGAGUUUGGAGUUUGACGAUCCUUCUUCUCCUUCAUUACCUUCUCCGGCCCUCUUGUCAGGGCAUUGUAAAGACCAAAGCAAUGUGGCUUACGAGGGCCACCAGAGACCCGCACUACAAACCUGUUCAGUCAUUCAACACACUCGUUCGUUUGAAAAACAGGAAUCUUUUUGCAAUGAUAGUCAAGGCGCCAAGGCAACAACCAACUCUCCACCUCAUGAAGAAUAUCAACUGGUGCCUCAGAAACAACCCCAGCAUUCGGCAAUACUAACAACUCGGAAGCUGGUCCCAGAAAUACUGGUUACAGAGGAUUCAUACACGAGAGCGUCGACCUCAUUAGAGCCAACAUCCACGGUGAAACGUUCAGAGAAACCCGACGAGUUUCAGUGGCCACAGAGAAGCCCGUCUCUGGCCCAGCUUCCCAUAGAAAAGCUUCCUCCGAAGAAGAAGCGCUUGCGUCUAGCCGAGGCUUCCCAAUCCUCCGGGGAAUCCAGUUUCGAAUCGAUAUCCCUCCCUCGCAGCCCGAGUCAGGACAGCAGUGCGUCGUAUGCAUCGAGUCGUUCCACGUCCUUUGAAGAGACGAAUAGACCAGACAUGGAGAUCACAGCGUCAACGCCACUGAGGAGAUCAAGAGCUCCUCACAUGUUGGCGGUGCCUGGGGUGCAUCAGCACAGAGAGGUGAGGCGUUCGGCGUCUGAGCAGGCGCCUCGUGACCCACGACCGAGCGUCCUCAUGGCUGAGACCCGCAGUAAGUCUUUUGACUACAUCCGUCUGUCCCCCGAGCGCUCCGCAGUUGGCUGGAGGGAAAGAAGAAAGUGUCUCCUCAUGAGACACACUGCUGUUCGAGAUCCAGAAGAGGAGGAGCAGCAGCAGUGUGCCACACCGAGCCGUAGUCCCGAACAUGUCGGCUCCACCACAUCUUCUAAAGCGAGCCCAACUUCUGUGUACUGCAGCAAGACUCCUACCUCCCCUUUAUCAGGUGACGCGGUCUUGCGUAAUCCAGGAUUACAAGGCAAAGAGCGCUUCUCUCAGUGGAAACUCAGUCAGAAUAUUCAGUUGACGGGCAGCUCGGAACUCACAUGUAUAGAUCAUGUAAAAAAAGAGGCUUCGCACAUCCAAACGGAGCAGCCACCCCGUCAAGCAACGCAACCCUAUCCUUCACACGGAGCAUCAGGGGCAGCCAGAGCUCACUAUCUCCCCAUGUCCACAGGGCUGAAGCUAGAGAUUCCCUUACUCCACGAUGAUUAUUCGGAGGUUCGAGUAAAUCCCUCUCACAUCCGGCACUCGGUGCCUCACAUCACUUCCAGUCCGGAGCUCCUGAGGCCAGUCCCGUCUCCAGCCGUAGCGGUGCGUCUCCAAACGGACACACUCACCCUAGCAUGUGCCAUAUAUACCACAUUUUCUCGGUCCACCUCGCCCAGGCCACAGGAGGCGGUUGAUGCUGUAACACCCAAUAUGGGCAUCCCAACGGCCGAAGCCAGAAACCAAAGGAACAAAAGUCCAGACCCUCAACCGCGGUCCGACGAUGGGUUGAAGAUAUCAGGCUCGGGGGGCAACAAGCGCAUGCUUUCCCCUUCAAACAGUGUAGAGCUCCUCCCUGGGUCUCAGCAGCAGCAGAAACGAGUAAAGGAAGAAGAGGAAGAGGAGUUGGGAUGUCGUGACGAGGCAACAGUGGACACAUGCAAUCAGGAACUCAAAAGAGAAAAUCAGACAUGUCCAACCAGUGUCUGUUCCCCCAUUGCACAUGUUGGCUCAUCAUACCCCAGUCUGCUGUCCAACACCUGUAAUAGCUGGUGCUAUUUAAACUACAUUAAACCAAACCCAUCCACUCUGGAUGAACAGAAGCCCUCAGUGUAUUCAUCGUGGUCCACCAGCAGCUAUGACCCCAACCCACCUGGCCUCUCAAGCAAGACGGCUCUCUCUCUGCUGCACUGCAAGCAGAGGCUCAGCCCCUCCAUCUACACCGUAUCCCCCACGUCAGUCAGGACCACCGAGUCGAUGGAGCAAGAGGACAACAAAAGGCUGUGCUCCUCUGAGGUUUACAGCCGGCCGUACUGCAGAGACCACGAGGGAACGAGGAAGGGACCGCUGUCGGCAGAUGGCAACAGGUCAGACAGAAAAGAAGAGGGGGAGGAUGAGAAGAAGAGCGAGGAGGAGGAAGUACAGUCGUGCUCCAUAAAUAAACAACCUCCAGAAGUUUGGAUCCCUGAGAGAGGAUCCACCGAGAAGUAUGCGCCCGUGCCCGGUGGAGGUGGGGGGGAGUGCCAAUGCGAGGACUGUAGAUUCCAGCUUCAGAAUGCCACCGGCGUGCCGCAAAAGUGCCCCCGCGGCAUCACAGGGUCGCCGCCGCAUAACUGCCCACGCGCCGCCCUUUCUCCCGAAGCCAGAGGAAGCCUCAUCGAACACUUCAGAUCAGAGUCCCGCGGAGAAGAAAUCUGUCGUGACCCGGAUGGCACAGAUGAAGGAGUCUGUGAAGAACGUUUACUCCAUCCAGACGAACAGAAAGAUCCUCAGCAGUCCGAUCGGGGGGAAAGUCCUGAAGAGGAGGCAGACGACGGCAGACCCGAUGAAGAGGGUCGGGCCCCGGUGGCCGAAAGCUCUCGCACUGCCUCCUCGAUGGAGCCUGAACCCGGCCGCUCCGUCCCGCUUUCCCCCGAGGGUUCGACCCCGCAGAGCUCAGCCGGCGCCAGGCGGGCGUUGUUCGCCCGCAGGCGCUUCGACGCGUCGGCGUCGGCGUCCUCCGGAGGCUCCCGCUCUCCAAGCGCCCGUCACCCCCGGAGUCCGCGCAGGGAGCCGUCUCCGCCUCGUAGCCCGUCACCCGGAGGUCGCCCCUCCCCCGCUGCCCCCUCUUCACCCGGUUGUCAUGUCUCCACCUCCGCUCUGAGACCAGUGUCCCCAGUCAGAGGUAUUUCUCCUGUAACGGUCCAGUCCUCCGGGCCUCCGGGCUCCCUUGCGGACGCCUUCGCCCCGUCUCAAGCUCGUCUUCACCCGGGAGACCCGUCGUCUCACGCGAGAGCGUUUGUGGAUGACGUCGGUCUGACCCGCACCGCCCCACAUCCCACGCGGCCUCGCGGAGCCCACACCCUCCUGAGCCACCUCCCUCUGCACUCCCAGCCGGCGGGCCAGGACCCGAGCCUCCUGAUUCCCAUCGGGGGGAUCCACAUGAUUCAGCCGCGGUCCACCCUCCCUCUGUACAGCCUGGUGAUCAGCCCCGCAGCCGCCGCGGCAGGCCCCGUCGGGAGAUCCUGGAAACUAAGCGACCCUCCGAAGGGGAGGUUCCCUCCGCCGCAGCGCCAGGAUACUCUAAAAGAGGCGUCGCCCGGCGGCCGGUCGGACGCUUUAUCGCACAAAGACAGUCGGGGAGGCUUCGGCGUACGGCUGCCGUCCAGCGCCGGGACGGAGGCGAGGCCUCCGGAGGUCGUCCCGGACGCACAUGUUACAGAGGUGUGUGUUUACCCCGAGUCCACCCAAGGCCAAAAAAAGGCUCCUUCCUCCCAGACACAACUCUGAUAGGAGGGAGAGUCUGAAGGGGCGGCGCAAAAAGACUGAGAACCAGCGCCUGUUGUCAAAACACGGCGCUGGUUUGGAGACCGAGGACAAAAGGCAAGAGCACUUCAGCACCGCUUCUGAAUGACGCUGUUAUGUAAUUAUAUUAAUAAUAUAUAGACACUAUGUUAGAUAUGCAGUAUGUUUUGUAAAUCUUUUUUUACCCUCUUGUUUGAUGUCAUCGGUGUUAAUUUAUUUACGUGCUAAUAUGCAAAUUCUGUACUAUAUGCAAAAGCAGCUGGAAUGAAGAUAGACACAGUUUUAAUCAGUUUCCUUAUUAACCCAUUCGACAGCUGUGAUAUACUAUUGCUGUGUUAAUGUACUGUAUUACCAAAAUGGAUAUAGAAAGGUACCGCAAAUAUUUAUUCACCCCGACCAGUAUUUUGAAGUGCAAUUUUAUGUCGAGAUUGUGGUAUGAAAUGUCAUUCUUAAAAGGCUGUGAUUAUUAUUAUUUGUCAGUUUUUGUUGUUGUUGUUGUCGUCUUUGUUUGAGUUCAAAGAAGCAGGGUUUACGAUCACCUCCUUUUCUAAUGUCUUCAGGAAAAGAAGUUUCACAGGAAGACAUUUGGAGUGCACUGACAAAUAAUUUGAUAUCCAGAGGAAACUUGUUUCACGUACAUGGUAGCUACGGUACAAGUUUUUUUUCAUAAAACAGAUACAUGUAUUUUUGUGUUGUUGCUUUUAUAAAUGAUACAAUCACUCUUGUCAUCUUCAUGUUUACCAUUAAACUUCUCAUUUUUACAGAUUUAUA